Messenger RNA from Anguilla anguilla (European eel), 3203 nucleotides. It is a transcript of the gene foxj1a, whose product is annotated as forkhead box J1a. NCBI's taxonomy places the organism in Eukaryota, Metazoa, Chordata, Actinopteri, Anguilliformes, Anguillidae. Bases 355 to 1824 code for a protein of 489 amino acids. The record is from RefSeq and is a predicted model, not a curated record. The transcript is spliced from 3 exons. Gene Ontology annotation, molecular function: DNA-binding transcription factor activity; sequence-specific DNA binding. Gene Ontology annotation, biological process: regulation of DNA-templated transcription.
CGGCCAAACCUCUUGUUGCAGGUAUUAAACUGCUCCCCGAGAGCUUUCCUGCUGCUGCAAUCGUUGAAAAGAUACCAUUUUUUGCGACCCGCAAUUACAAAGUGGUCGAUACAACCAAGUGCUUGGAUUUUCACAAAAGCAGACAACUGGCAACAGGUGCAACUUUUUCUUUUUUCUUUCUUUACUAAAAAACACCACAUCAACAAUUUUACCAGGAGCCAGUAGGCUAUACCUUAUUUUUUAUUUCUAAUAGCCUACGCUUUACAGAAGGCCUUGUUUACAGAAGCUUUGUCCAAUUGGCAGAUUGGUGACUGGGGAGCUGGUGAAAGAGAGAGCCUGGGACACUUGUGGGCCAUGUUGACCCUGAGCUGUGCAGACACCUGGCCUGAGGGCUCUGUGGCGCUGGAGGAGGAGGUGGUGACUGCAGCUGCGCAGGCUGAGGAGCUGGAUGGGAGCAUCACCUCGAGCAGCAAUGGCUGCAGCAGCUCAGUCAGCCUGGACGACAGCCUGACCAGCCUCCAGUGGCUUCAAGAGUUCUCCAUCAUAAAUGCCAGUGGAAACCAACAGGUGCCUUUCUCCGGCCAGAACCAGCAUCCCCUCUGUGGGCAUCAGCGCCUGGUGGGCUCUGAGGCUCCGGCCUCCCCCAUGGCAGCUGACCCAGCGUCAAUGGGGAUGCCCCAUACCCCAGGAAAGCCCACGUCUGCUGCCUUUUGUAGGGGCCCCUCCUCAUCUGCCCUCCUAGGCUUGGUCACUUAUGGCCACUGCCCAGAAGAGGUGGACUACAAGACCAACCCCCAUGUUAAGCCACCUUACUCCUACGCCACCCUCAUAUGCAUGGCUAUGCAAGCCAGCAAGAAGUCCAAGAUCACCCUGUCCUGCAUCUACAAGUGGAUCACUGACAAUUUCUGCUACUUCCGCCAUGCAGAUCCCACUUGGCAGAAUUCCAUCCGACACAACCUCUCCUUGAACAAGUGUUUCAUCAAGGUCCCACGGCAGAAGGAUGAGCCAGGUAAAGGAGGCUUCUGGAAGAUUGACCCGCAGUACGCCGACCGGCUGCUGAGUGGCGCUUACAAAAAGCGCCGUCUGCCCCCGGUGCAGAUCAAUCCUGCCCUGCAGGCUAGGGUCAGGCCAGGGCUCCAGGCUCGCCCUGUGGGUUCCCUGCCAGCAGUCAGUGGACCAGGAGAGCUGUCCAUCAGCCCAGAGUCCCAGCAGCUCCUGCAAGAAUUCGAAGAGGCCACAGGGGUAGACCAGAACUGGGACCCGUGCAGUGCGGAGGGCAGCAUGUCUGGGGCCUGGUUGUCAGGGAAGGGGUGUGGCUACAAGAGGAAGCAGCCAAUGCUGCGCAGGACAUCAGUGGUGAAAGCCCCUCGGCGCUCCAGCUCCCCUUUGCUGUGUGUCGAUGAACAGAAGGAGCUGGGGUCCCUGAAGGGCGAUUUCGACUGGGACGCCCUGCUGGACUCAGAGCUGUGUGGUGAGCUGAGCCUGGACAGCACCUGCCAGCUCAGCCCCAUGGAGCGGGACGAGGACCUGACGGUGCGGGGCAGGCACAUUGGGCGCCCGCAGCAGUGGAGCCCCCUGGAGGCCUCCGCUGACAGCAGUGGCAGCCACAUCCUCUCUGAGACCCAGCAGAGCAGCUUGGACUUCGAUGAGGAGACGUUCCUGGCCACCGCAUUCUUGCAGAGCCCCUGGCCUGAAGAAGACGAGGGAGGCCUGGAUAAACGUACCGACUUUCUCUGCAACUCCGGAGUAAACUUCGACCAGCUGCUUGACCUCGGAGACUCAUUCAGUGGGGACCUCAGCAGUAAGAUUGAGUCCUUUCUUUGAGAAAAAGGCGUCCCUUCCCACUCCCUUCCAGGGAAAACUGACUUGUAAGAAAACAGAGAGGUCUAGACUGUUACACCUCUCUAUGCACAUUCUCAUUCAUUCCAGGCAUCAGCCUGCCAUCCAGAUAUUUGAGAUGGUGACUGUUCAAGUUGUCAUUUUCAGCGAACUGUCAAGUGCUGGUUCUCUUGAGAUUGAGCGCAGUUCAAAAUAUCCCAAAAAAGGUUGUACAAACAUUGAAUGCAAACUGCAUGUAGACCUGGAGUCUUACUAAUGUAUUUUCAAGAAAUCCAUUCUAAUACUGAAUGAAAGUUAGUGAAUACUUGGAUAAGGCAUUUCAGGAAAUGCACAGGGCUAGUCCUGCCUCCGAAUCAGGAUAAUGAGGUUGCCUGGUGCUCUAUAUGAAAAAGUGCACAGGGCUUUGUCUUUGUUUACUUGCUGUGUCUAAGGGUUCCAAAGUUAUUGCAGCUAUAACCAUUUGUGAGUAUCAUGAUUGUUCAUAUUCGUGUACAUGUAAUCAUCAAGUCUCAAUUACAGCAAUGACAGAAUGCAAUAUUAGAGUUUACAAAGGUUAAACCUUCUUUGUCAUGGACACUGAAAAAGAGAAAGUACUCGUAGUGCUUUCCAGAUGUUGGUUGUCACACACCAGUCUGCCUUUGGUAAGGCUGAAAAGCCAUGCUCUAUUUCUGGAAAUUCCCUGGAAGUCAGAGGGGACUGACUGAUUUAUUGUCAGGAGUGACCUGAUGAUGGGUAUCUCCUGUAUGGACCCAGAGGGGCAAGUUGGGCAAAUGAUAUCCAUGGUGAAUUAUAAUUACUUGUAUCAGUAGUAGGCUAUUAUAGUAAUAAUGACAACAAAAAAAGAAAAUGUGCCAAAUCAUUACAGUUUGAAAGUGGCUGCAUCUUUGUUUUGUUAUAUAGGUCUGCCUGCUUUCAGAAUGUAUAUCAGCAAAUGAUAAAUGGCCCUUCACUAUGCAGAAAAAAGAGGGGAAAAAAAACACGAGACAUACUAUGUUUUCACACAAACGAGUGUAAAGCACAUACAGUAGGGGUAGGUUUCAUUUCAACUUUGGGGGAGACGGGAGACUGGGAAAUAUAUCACCCCCAAUAUUUUCAUAUAAAUUAGUUGUCUGGGACAGUUAAUUCAUAUGGAAAUAUGACAUGUCUCCCUGUCUCCCCCCCAAACCUACACAUAUGGAAAGGCAGUUAUAUGGCAUAAUAUGACGUAUCUCAGGCAGUCAGCAAGUGUGUUCUUUUUGACAGGACAUGAGCAUUCAGUAAAUUAAUGACCAUUAAUAUCACUGGAUUCUUUUGGCUGAAAAAUUAAUCAAGGAUCAAAAAUAGUAAUUCCAGAAUGAUACUACAGUUGUGGAGUAUAUAUAUGU